AUGGAACUUGGAGCUUGCAGAAGGAGAAGCAUAUUUUCAUCAUAUGAGAGACUGGCUGCUAUAAGCUUGGUGGUUCUAGCUGUGGUUUCUCCUCUCUAUAUAGAUCGCAAAUCAGAGUGUGAUUUGGAAGAUGAAGAGCAACCCGUCAACGUUGAUGUUUGGUUACCUUUACUACUAUUUCUAUUGAUUCUGGGCAUAGCUUUGUCAGCUUUCUUUGACCAGAGCUUUACAGGGUUUGAUCGUUAUUGGAUUCAUAGAGUUUUUGGUUCUUCUGGUGGUAUUGUUGUGAUUCUUACUGUUCUUUUUCUUAUUUUGAAGUUUAAAUCGUCUUUGUGA
Abrus precatorius (Indian licorice) is the source of this 336-nucleotide messenger RNA. RefSeq lists its product as uncharacterized. The record is from RefSeq and is a predicted model, not a curated record. Lineage: Eukaryota; Viridiplantae; Streptophyta; Magnoliopsida; Fabales; Fabaceae. The transcript has a single exon. Bases 1 to 336 code for a protein of 111 amino acids.